Messenger RNA from Gossypium arboreum, 1048 nucleotides. RefSeq lists its product as uncharacterized. The transcript is spliced from 6 exons. The coding region runs from base 181 to 693 and encodes 170 amino acids. NCBI's taxonomy places the organism in Eukaryota, Viridiplantae, Streptophyta, Magnoliopsida, Malvales, Malvaceae. The record is from RefSeq and is a predicted model, not a curated record.
UUAGUAAACUGUAAGAAACGGUGCGUUUUAGUGAGGAGUUGAUUGAAUAAAGGUAAAGAAACGCUUUUGGACCAGAAAGUCAGCUUACAAGCCGCGACGCAAUCGCGAAUCAACUCCGGAAUUUGUAAUCCGCCAUUCGUACGCGGCGGUGUAAAGGAAAAGAGAGGUGAGGAGAGGAGGAUGUUGGAAAACCCUACACCCACCGCAGCUGAUGCCGCUCCUGCCAUCAAACGCUAUGCUCCUCCCAAUCAACGAAAUCGUUCUCUCGGACGCCGCAAAUCUGGAGAUCGGUUUGAUUGGACUAACAAUGUUUAUGGGAAUGAUUCAGAGAAGAAUCAAGGUGCCACAUCGAGAAACAUUAAUCCAGUCGCGGAUGCUGGGAGCAGCGCUAUCCUGAAUGAAGACAACCCUCGUCAUGCUUUGAUACCUUUAGAAGGCUGUUCUAGAAGUGAUGCCUCUAGGCUUUUAAGCAAUCGUUGGGCAGCUGUCUUACAUCGCUACCAUGAUACAUCCAUUGACUUGUCUGAAAGACCAGUUCUGUACUCUGGAAUUAGUGAUUCAGCCUGGAGGAAUUUCAGACUUCCCCAUCAGAUGAUGUCCCCAGCAAACAAUACCGGGCCUUCAUCUGGCUCACAGAUGGAUUUCUUAGCUGAGCUUCGUCGUGCAAUUCGAAAUGCCAAUACCAACAACUAACUAAUGACAUAGUGUGAUAAUGGCAGAUGUGGACUUAUGAACUUCAUGAACUUUGCACUCAAAGUACCUGUUGUAUGUGUUCAUUAGUUACUCAAAUCAAAUGCUACUUAUUUGGGCGAUCGUGUUAUUCAGUGUAAAGCAUGGUCCAGGCAUUUGUUUAUGUCCUGGUCCUUGGACAUGUAAUUUAAGAUGAAAACGUUAUGAAAUCUGUCAGCUAUACAAUGUUAUAUUAUUACUCUGGAACUCUAAGGUGGUGUUUUUAUUCUCUUUCCUUUUAUGAGACAGUAGUAGGGGAGGGGUAUUUUGUUGCCGGACCUGUAUGGAUUUUGAUGAAUGCGAAUCUCUCUCUAGUAAA